CAUUAACAGUAUACGUUGGCAGCCGUUUUCAGCAGGAUGCCGACAGCUACGAUUAAUGGGGGCCAGAGCGUAGUGUGUUUCUACCCUAACAGGGGCAGGAACGUAGUGUGUUCGUACCACUACACCUGCUGGAUGUCAAGGUGAAUGGGUUAAGUGGGAGGUCCAGUUCCCGUUCUUGUCAGAAAGCAGGGCCAUUCUAUAUAAGACAGGACAAGGAAGCCUCCCUCCUUAUCCGGGGAAUUAACCUGAGUGCCCUGGUUUGGUCUGCAAAGUAUCUCUGUAUGAACUUAUUAAAAAGAAGAGAAAGCUCACUUGCUGCAGAGUAGUUCAGCAAGAUAUAGGACAUUAAUACAAUAUAUAGGACAUUAACUACUUUGUACUCCUCCCAUUUUAAGUAAUGGCUGCACCUGGGUGAGACAAAGAUGAUACUGCUGCCUUCUAGAGUCUUUUCCCCUUUCCAUGAGUCUGUUAAGACCUGCUCCCUAUGCUUCCCUCCAUGAUACUGCCACAUGAUAGACUGCUGCAAUGAUGCCUGCACCUCCAAAUCUGAUGCUCCUCGGGCUGCUUAUCAUUGUAGCGCCCCCUCCUAUAGGGAUGAAUGGUUUAGGUGCCAUCAUGAGGUCUCAUUCUCUGCCAUUGAUUCGGACAUUGAUGGACCAUGGGCCUAUGAAGCCUCGAAUGUCAGCAAAACAUGAUCUGAGUGUACAGCACCUACACUUCAUGCUAGAAUUGUACAAAAGGUCAGCGGACGGCGAUGGAAGACCGAAAGCAAGUAGACCAGCUGGAGCCGCAGUGAGACUUGUAAGGCCUGUCCAUCAAGCACCUUUUAUCUCGGAAAAAAAGUGGAAGAUACAAAAUCUUAAAUUUAACCUGCGUAACCUAAAAACAGAGGAGCUGGUAAAGGCAACUGUGAUGUAUCCCCGAACAAUGUAUUUUGGAGACAGUUUUUCCAUAUGUAAGGUGGAUCCUCUGCCAAGUGCUGGUCUCUUCUCCAAGACAAGAGUUCCACCUGGAAUUAGGAUGUGGGCUGAGACAGAUAUCACUUCCCACAUCAGAUCUCUACUGGAAGAUACAAACCAAAGUUUACAUGUCCAGCUCGUAUGCCGGCGUAUUGGGAAACGCAACACAAGAUCGCUGGGUGUUUCUGCCUCCCACAUCCCUUUCUUACUCAUCUACUUCAACCCUAAAGUCCAUAAUCAGUCGACUGAGAAGGUUUUAAAUACAGUAGCAGAAAAGGCUAUGCCACAUGUGUUGAACAGGAAACCACGUCAAGUGGGGACUUUUGGCAUUAAGCUUCCAAAAAUUUCCAACCAAAGUGAACAACUCAAGAAUCAUUGCUCCCUGCGUCCAUUCUGGGUUAGUUUUCAUCAACUAGGAUGGGAUCACUGGAUUAUUGCACCACACAGGUAUAAUCCUGGCUACUGCAAGGGAGACUGCCCCAAACUUCUACAUUCAGGGUAUAAUUCACCCAACCAUGCCAUUAUUCAGAACUUUAUCAAUCAGGUGGUUGAUGGAAAUGUUCCACGUCCUUCUUGUGUCCCUUACUCCUAUGGUCCAAUAAGCGUCCUUAUGAUUGAACCUGGAGGUAAUAUUCUUUAUAAAGAAUAUGAAAAUAUGAUUGCCGAAUCGUGCACCUGUCGGUAAGAGAACAGAGACUGCCAGCUAAGAGCAGAAGAAAAUCAAGCACUUUAUAAAGCCACUUUAUUAACUUACUUGAAGAUAUGUGUGUAAAUAUGUGUGUUAUUUAAAGAGUCACGUUUAUAGAUGUGACUUUAGAGCAGGUCUUUUUCUAUGGUUGUAUAAGUAUUCC
Hyla sarda is the source of this 1810-nucleotide messenger RNA. It is a transcript of the gene BMP15, whose product is annotated as bone morphogenetic protein 15. Gene Ontology annotation, molecular function: cytokine activity; growth factor activity. Gene Ontology annotation, biological process: BMP signaling pathway; SMAD protein signal transduction. The record is from RefSeq and is a predicted model, not a curated record. The transcript is spliced from 2 exons. NCBI's taxonomy places the organism in Eukaryota, Metazoa, Chordata, Amphibia, Anura, Hylidae. Gene Ontology annotation, cellular component: extracellular region. The coding region runs from base 526 to 1644 and encodes 372 amino acids.